Molecule: messenger RNA, 2783 nt
Organism: Gossypium raimondii (Peruvian cotton)
Lineage: Eukaryota; Viridiplantae; Streptophyta; Magnoliopsida; Malvales; Malvaceae
Exons: 2
Coding region: 451-1932 (493 amino acids)
Source: RefSeq, a predicted model, not a curated record
UUCUCCUCUUAACUAUAAGACCAAAACAAAGCGGAGAGAGAAAGAAAGAAAGAAAGAGUCAUGGUUUUUUGCUUUGAUUCUUUUUCUUAUGUAUAGGCCUCUUCAUCGCCAUCAUUAGCGACCCAUCUCUUUUCAUUUGAAUUUUCUCAGUUCCAAUAACCCAUUUUACUCUCUCUUUAAAAAAAAAAAAUUUUAAAAAAAUUGUUAAACAAUGAAAUAAAGAAUUAGGGGAGUUCUCGUUUUAUGGGUCGGAUCUCUUUGUUGUACUUGAAACAAAGAACUGUCACAUCUCAACUCUUGAUUCUUGUCUGAUCAUCUCCAUUGAAACAAAAGCAAGCAAAAUGUGAUCUGUUUUUUCUCUGCUUCUGGAUCUGUAAAUCUGUUUCUUAUGCUUUGCUUUACUUCUUCAACAUUGGAAGGUGUCUUCUUGGUCACAGUAAAGAAGCAAUCAUGAAAAAUGCAGUAUUUUCUAAGGUUUUGAGUUUGUUUGCAAGUUUUGCAACAAAAGGUUCUCAUGUUGGAAGUCGUCACAUAAGAACACAUAUGAAGCAUGAUAGUUUCGCUGAAACAGAGGAAGAGUCUGCUGACAUGCCCAUAAACAGACUUAUUUCCACCGCUAAUCCCAGAAACAUAAAGAGAUUUGUCGUGUCCGAUGCUGGUGGCCAAUCUGCAGCUUAUGGUUUAAGGGAAAACCCCAAGAAAACCAAGAGGUUUUCGGAUUCAGGCAAUGGUUCUUCACUCAAAGAGAUGCUGGUGUGUAAAGAAUGUGGUAAGGGCUUUCGAUCAUUGAAAGCUCUUUGUGGUCACAUGUCUUGUCAUUCAGAUAAUGGUGAAAAACAAAAGGUGAUAAUGGAUAGUCAGUCGGAUACUGAGACAUCAGCUCCAAGUAAAAGGAGAUCCAGAAGGGGUACACCUAAGACAAUCGGUGUUUACCGUAAUAAUAAUUCAGAGAAUCUGGGGAAUGGUUCUUCGUCUGUAUCAGAGAUAGUGCAAGAACAAGAAGAGGUGGCAAUGUGUUUGAUGAUGUUGUCAAGGGAUUCUGGUUGUAGAAAACGAAUGAAUUCAGCUGCUGACUCUUCAGAUAACAACUCUGUUGUGUUGGAAGACAAAUCAUCGUCUAUUGAUGUGACGAUUACUAUUAAGAACGACAUGAACAGGGGUGGGCUUUUGAAGAUGACAAAGCAAAGAGACAACAAGUUGAAGAAAUCUCCUGAAUCUGAUCCUUCUUCUGAGAAUUCUGAUUCUGGGUAUUUUAGAAAUGGACCAAAGAAGGUGGAAUCAGAUGAUUCUGUCGAUGGGUUUCUCAAGAACAAUGAGUUUAAGAAGCCUAAUAUAGAAUCUGGAUCUGGGUUCAGAGACAGGGAUGCAACUUAUAGCAAGUGUUUGAGUAAAUUCAAAAGUGUGAAAACUGGAUCUCCAAAGUAUGAUUUAAGAAAAAAUGGGAAGAAUGAUUAUUACAGUCCUCAAAAGGGAAGCAAAUAUGAAUGUUUAACCUGUAACAAGACCUUUGACUCCCAUAGGGCUCUUGGAGGGCAUAGAGCAAGCCAUACAAAGGUGAAUGGGUACAAUGAGUCAAUACAGGAGAGUUAUGAAGCAAAUGAUUCUUUUACGGCUCCAAUGACUGAUACCAAAGUUACCAAGGCUUCUUCAAAUGGUAAAAGGCUUGGUGUUCCUCGUGGUUCAUCUUACAAUGCUGAGAAAAGAUUGGGUUCAAAGAAAAACAAGGGCCAUGAGUGCCCAUUUUGCUUCAGAGUUUUCAAGUCAGGCCAAGCUUUAGGAGGUCAUAAAAGGUCCCAUUUUGUUGGAGGUUCAGAUGACAGAACAUUGGUGAUCAAACAAGACUCAUCAGAUAUGCCAGCUCUAAUUGAUCUUAACCUUCCAGCUCCUGUUGAGGAAGAUGCAUUUGGUAAUGCUGCUGGGUUCAUGCCUUAGUAGACUGGAAGCACUAGAAGCAUGACUCGGCUCACGGCCUGACUGAUGGUUCUAGAGACUCAUCCCGUUUGCUAACUGCCCGUGGCACUAGCAAAGCUGGGUUUGAUCUUCAAACUGAACAAACUUUUGGGCAUAGUUUCCUCAUGAUGCAAGAGAUUCUAGAGUGUAUAGACAAGUCAAUUUACCCCCCUUUUUUGUGUUUCCCCUUUUUGCUAAGGUAAAUCUUUCCCUAUAUGUUGCUUUUGAACUAUGAAAAACAUGUUCUCUUGCAUUUAAAACUAGCUUUCUUUUGAUGUUAUCUAUGUCUAUUUGUUCUUGAGACAUUAUCAACUAUGUUUCCUCUUCAAGUGCACUCCAUUUUCCAUAUCAAAAGUACAAUUUUCAGCUUUGGGUUGCUUCAAAUCAGUCCAACAGUGAAGCAAAUUGAAGGGGCAACAGCCUCUGUUCUUCAACUUAUGUGUCUCUUGCCAUCUGCUUUAUGGGGGAAAAACAAUAAAGAAAGUGCCAUGUCAAUGGAGUGGAAGAGAAGUUUACUGCCCCCAAGAACUUCCCCUUUACAUUUAAUUGCUAGGCACUCAUUUAUUUAUAUCUAUCAAGAAAUCCAAGAUGUCAUUUCAAUGGUGUGGAAGACAAGUCCCUUUGGUCUUUGUUCCAAUAGCCUUUAAAACCUACUCUUGGGAAAUGUCAUUACAUCUUCUUUAAUGCUUUUUCUUUUCUUUAUUGCAAAGGAAAUGAUAAUUACUUAUGUAAUGUGACAACAAAUGUGGAAUUCAAAUUAAAAAAAGUAUGGUGAAGGACAGCUUACCUCACUUUGAGCAAUGAAAAUGUUCCUUGUUAAGCUGUUGAAACAA